UUUUUUUUUCCGUCGUUUCGAGUGUUCAAAGUGAAUUUUGAAUAUUUCAAGUCAACGUUUUGAAGAAACUCGAAAUUCUCUGCCUUUGUUGGGCUGUUGUUGAACCUGGCGAAAGAUGAAAAUCUUACCCGCAUCAAACGCCAGUGGAGCGUCGUCCACGUCGUCUUCAACAUCUUCACAAGUCUCCGGUUUAAAACUGGGCAUUGUCCGGCUUGGCCGCGCAGCUGGAAAGGUCAAGUACGCUCUGCUGGACGAGAGGGACAUUGGACUCGUUCAAGAGUACGCUUUCGAGGCCAGGAUGGACGUCGACCGGAACGGCGGUGGAGCUCGAAUAUUCGCUUAUGCCUACGAUGUCGCCCGAGGCCGAAGUUCGGGCGCUUACGUCCACCAACUCUUGUGGGAGAGGCACUGCGGAGGAAUAGCGCCAGGGUUCCAAGUCGUUCACCGCAACGGCGUUACGGUGGAUAACCGUCUAGAAAAUUUGAAUUUGGUGGCAAAAGGGACGGUGCUGCCAUCUAGCGGCCGGCAACACAACAUCGUCCAUCGCGCUACCGUGACGACGACGACGACGACGUCGGCGACCAGCAUCCAACAUCACUGUGACGACCUUAACGUCAACACAACACAGACAACCACCAGGGAACAUUCACUUUACUGGGCUGCCAUACAACAAUUACCUGCCGAUCCGGUCGAAGAGCACUUUGGCGAGCUGGGCGUCACGCGUUACUACAACGUCAACGGCGAGGUGAUCGACGACGAAGACGAUACCUUCUGCUAUUACGAAUGUCACUACCCUCCGUGCACCAAUAUGGAACGCGAGCUCAGAGAAUUCUCUAUUUGCGGACGGUGUCAGGAAGCCAGAUACUGCGGGACCUACUGCCAACAAAAGGACUGGCCCGUUCACAAAAAAUCAUGUCGGGAGCGGAAGAGACCUUACGUUGUCGAGCGUCCGCCAGAGCGUUAAUCUUCCCUCAUCAGCAAAUUCUUAGUUUUCCCACCUCCAAAGCAAACACUCACACAGUCCGAACUAACGAGAGAGAAAAAAAGAGACUCGAUUGUACAUUACGUAAGAAUAAAAAAAAAAGAAAAAAAAAAAAGAAAUUCGUAACGAGGGAAGACGAAACCAAAACCAACGAACCAGGAUAAAUAAGAUAAACACACAAGUCAGGAAAAUAAGAAAAAAAAAGAAGAAAAAUGGAAAACCAAACAAAAAAAAAAAGCAUUCAACUAACUCGGAAGCAUUGUCAUAUGGGAAUCAUCCAAUUAACCCGCAGCGCUACUAACGAUGGUGACGGGAUUUUUAGAUGCAACUAACAGAAACAUUCCUUUCUUUCCUUUUUUUUUUUCUUUUAUAGCAGUCAUUUUUAAUAUUGUCGGGAAUCACUGGAAAUGUCAAUCAUAUUAAUUUACAAUUAACACCAAACGUUUGCCUCCUCCUUCUUUCUACUCUUAUCCGUACGGACGAUGAAAUUAUCACUGUACAGAAUUUAAGUGUGUGUGUGUGUGUGUGUGUGUGCGCGCGCGUGUGUGCUCCACACGAGAGAGGUGAGAGAAUGGGGAUGGAUCCUGCGCAUUGUAUCUUUUUCUGUGUGUGUGAUGUGUGUUAUCUCCUCCCCCCCCCCCCCUCCCGGCCCUUGUUACUAUACUUUACUGGUGUUCCUAUAUGAUAAAGAGAAGAAAGAAAGUAACUUCCUCCCUCAAACUAGUUUUGAAUUUUAUUUUGAUUUUUUUUUACUAAAAUUUUUUUGGCUCUCUUUUCUUUUUGCUGAUCUCACGAUGACCUCUUCAAAUUCAAAUUAAAAAAAAAAAAAAGGAAAGAAAGAAAGGAACUGAAAUAUUCCAUGAUUACGGGGAUCCUUCUUUUUCCCCAUGAUCGACUCAACCGAUCUUCUCCAUGUUAUUUUAUCGUCCAGCAAUGUCUGAAUUAGAAAAAUUUCCUUUUUCCUAAUAAUUGUAUUGUUUUCCCAAUUUUUUUUUUCUUCUCGAGCUUAUGGGGGAUGGCAUACAGUUUGGAAACGAAAAAGGGUCACGUGACGAAGCCGAUGUCUAGUCGCACUAACAACCAAAUAAACCGCAUGGAACUUU
Molecule: messenger RNA, 2085 nt
Organism: Daphnia carinata
Lineage: Eukaryota; Metazoa; Arthropoda; Branchiopoda; Diplostraca; Daphniidae
Product: zinc finger MYND domain-containing protein 19-like
Exons: 5
Coding region: 116-964 (282 amino acids)
Source: RefSeq, a predicted model, not a curated record